Molecule: messenger RNA, 744 nt
Organism: Lotus japonicus
Lineage: Eukaryota; Viridiplantae; Streptophyta; Magnoliopsida; Fabales; Fabaceae
Exons: 1
Coding region: 1-744 (247 amino acids)
Molecular function (GO): nucleic acid binding; RNA-DNA hybrid ribonuclease activity
Source: RefSeq, a predicted model, not a curated record
AUGCUUGCUCCUGGGCAUGGUGGUGGCCAGACGGAGCCGGGCUUAUGGGUGCGGCGCUUAUUGGAGGCUCACGGUAGCGUUGCUUUGGCUGCUAUUUGGGUUAUCUGGGUCUCGCGUAACAAAGCUGUUUUGGGUGGGCAGGUCAUUCCCGUUGAUGCCUUGCAUAGGUGGGUCGAUAGUCUCCAAGACGAGUUUCAGCGAGCCUGGCCGAGGAGUCCAGUCCAGCGAACGGUGAGGUUGGUAUCUUGGAAAGCUCCUAGUGACGAUGAGAUUGCAGUGAAUUGUGAUGGCAGUAAGGGGAGCAAUCCAAAUAGUAGUGGUUUCGGGGGGUGUCUUCGUAAUAGCUGCGGUGAUUGGAUUCGAGGGUUCUAUGGGUUUGGUGGUAGCAAGUCAGUGCUGACCAUGGAGCUUCUAGCUAUAUUCCAUGGGUUGAAGAUGGCUUGGAGCGAGGGAUUCCGGAGGGUCCUAUGCCUCUCUGACUCCCUGCUUGCGGUGUCGCUGAUUAUGGACCGUCCUUCCCGUUUUCAUGAAUGUGCAGUGCUCAUAGCCAGUAUCAAGGAGUUUCUCUGGCGGGAGUGGGUGGUUCGUUUGGAGCAUACUCUUAGAGAGGGAAACGCCUGUGCGGAUUACUUGGCUAAGGCAGGAGCUGCGCAGGAGCAAGCCUUGCAUGUGGUGGUGGAUCCUCCACCGGAGUUAUCUCUGUUACUGCUUGCCGAUAAGAGUGGCACUGUGUUUGUUAGGUAG